Messenger RNA from Mytilinidion resinicola, 216 nucleotides. RefSeq lists its product as uncharacterized. The record is from RefSeq and is a predicted model, not a curated record. Lineage: Eukaryota; Fungi; Ascomycota; Dothideomycetes; Mytilinidiales; Mytilinidiaceae. The transcript has a single exon. The annotation marks the transcript as partial.
CCGAGGUGGCCGAAGGUUAACAAUGGCCCAGAACACGUCAACGAGCAUGCCACAUACCUUAAGGAAGCAUGCAACCAAUUGCAGGCAGUGGACAAGGAUAGGCAGAACCAGAUACCAUGGAAUGUGGUCCAACCAUACCUAGCAUCCACCGUUGCACUCAUUGGCAAGGUCCUCCAUCAGCCCGCGAUCGGCGAGAUCCUCCAACACAUCCAGGAC